Molecule: messenger RNA, 2168 nt
Organism: Argiope bruennichi
Lineage: Eukaryota; Metazoa; Arthropoda; Arachnida; Araneae; Araneidae
Exons: 8
Coding region: 331-1908 (525 amino acids)
Source: RefSeq, a predicted model, not a curated record
AUCAAAUUCGCAGUGCUAUUGAGUUACUUGAUAGUUACGUUAAGAUUUCGAAGCCCAGGCGAAACAUUUGCUGUCAACGGAAAGGAUUUCAUACAAUUUAGUUUUCAAACAAAUUCUGCAUCAAAAGUCAAAAAUCCUCUUUCACUUCCAUACACAAAAGGUUCAAUCAUAAGCCCCCACCAAUAUUUUAAGGAUAAGAAUAAUGAAGGCGGACUGACCUUCAACUAUUCAUGCCAUCCGCUAACAGCGAAGCAUUACUUUGCAUUUUGGAAUAUUAGCACGCGUUAUGAUAUCUGUUGGAAUCUGACACCAGUAUGGCAAGGAGGAAUUAUGGAUGCAAUAUCUCGCGUCCUUUCUCUAGGUGGUGCCGGAAGUUUGGACAUUUUUCACGUGAUUCUUCUGACAUCCUAUCAUUUAUCACUCACACUCCUUGAAGAGACUGGCUGCAAAGUGUGUUCGUCCUUGCAUGUGGGGAUUAAUCUUGAUGCUGAUUAUGAAGCUGUGAUCGGGAAUAUUGGGAAAGAGUUCCAGAAGUUCACUCUGCAUCACCUGCGAGCUCUUUUCAGCAAAAAUCAGCUAGACGUACAUGCGUUGUUGGUACAGAAAGGUAGCAUUCAAAUAUCUUUUCUACUGCAGCAUGCAGUCGCAAAUGAAGAUCUUUAUUUAGAAGACAGAUUUCAGCAUACAUUUCAAGUGCCAAAUCAUUUAAAAAUCAUUAUGAAGAAGAAAUUAUUCCAUCUUCGGAUAGAUCCGAUAUUAGAAAAUCAUCCAAGGAGAUUGUUUCAUGUGUUAGACUUUCUAAGGAACCAAAUAAACGUUAAAUAUCCUUCAUUGUCGUAUUACAUUAACAGACAUUUAUUGAACGAAUUACAAACAUUUUCAUCUCGUAAAAUGGCAGAGACACAUCCAGAUUAUAGAAAAAUCAGCAUUUUAACUUAUGAUAAACCAAACCCUGAAGCAGAUUUUGGUUCCAGCACAAAAACACAAACGUCAUACGAACAUUCCCCGUCUGGAAAAUUGAACUUUAAGAAUCUGGAGAAAGAAUAUCCCGGAGGGACAUUAUCUCGACAUUUAUCAUCUUUGAAUGGGAUAUCUUUGGAUUCGAAUCAUAAAUCAAGAACUCGUCGAAGCUCCGAAAUGAGUAGUGACGAUUCUAAUGUUCGCUCGAGAGUUCGUUUCAGCUUUCAAAAUCCUGCAGCAAAUGCUAACAAUGAAGAAUUCCUAAAACAUCUUAAGAAGCAGCUUGCAAAAAGAAUACGAGUACCUUUGUCUAGUAUAAAAGACCUAGAGAUUAAAUCAGGAAAGGAUGUGUCAUUUAUCUUAAUUCCUUUCAACGAUGAUAACAACGUAAUGGAUGACAAGACAGCUCGUGAAGCAGCAGAAUUCUUAAGAAUGGAGAUCAAGAAUGAAAGACUGAGCAUUACGGACCUCAAUGGAAAACCUAUUCUUACAGGAAAGAACGUUUACAUCUCAAAUGACGACGAGCCUGUGGAUUUCUCUUUAGUGGUGCUUAUUCUUCUGUGCAUCACUCUCUUCAUGAUUAUUGUUCUCAUCUUUGGUUUAGUUUACAUUGGAAGGCGUGUUACAAAAAUAUCAAGUGAAUCACUGGAUUCAAGACAAAGGACAUAUAGAAACAUGGAAUUUGGAAGAGAUUCUUCACAGUCAGUGGGGAAAUAUUCCUACGACAGUGGAUUAUGGUUAGGACCAGGGUCUGAACCGACUUUUACCGUACCAGAUGCACCAUAUUACAGACCGCCUACUGUUGAACAAAUCGCUUCUACUCCAAGACCUAUAACGGCUGUACGUACACGUCUGAAAACCAACUGGAAUGUUGAUGAAAGAGCGCUAAGCGCCAUACCGGAUGAUCUAGCCAUGUCCUACAUUCCACGAGAAAGCCGAUAUCAAUAAAAACUCAAUGACCAUUUGUCAGAAAUUCCACUAUAUAUUUAAGGACUAAAUCGUCUUCAGGAGAAUAUCACAUUACCGAUUUUUAUGAACAUUAACUGUAAUAUAUGAUUCAAUGAGUAUGUGUCAGAAAUCUCACUGUUUAUUUAUCCAGGCCCAUUAUUUCAAAAAAAAAAAAAAAAAAAAAACUGAUGUCACCAAAAUUUCAUGUGGAUUUUUGUUCUUAAACAAAUAUUUUUAUUUUUCAAGGCUAAAAUUAUUUA